AUGCGUUGGUGCUCAGUGAUUACCUUCCUUGUCGUUGGUCUCAUUGCCAAUGGCAUUGCGAUUGAUGAUCGUAACUGGCAGCUGAUUCCCGAUGGCAAUGGACGGCUUCAUCUGAUCAACACCAACCCGUAUGACUUGCCGGAAUCAGACGUCGUGGCUCCGUUCUUCGUACCCCAGCAGGACAUGAUUUUCCGUCUGUUCACACGGGCCAAUCCGACACAGCCACAGAUUCUGCAGCUGAACAAUGCCGCAUCCAUCAGCGGUUCGAACUUCAACCCGGCCCAUCCCACGCGCUUCACGAUCCACGGAUGGAACAACGAUGGUUCGCACUUCAUGAAUGCAGGCAUUCGGGAUGCGUACUUCCAGCUCGGAGACUUCAAUAUUAUCACCGUUGACUGGGGUGUUGGAGCGAUCAAUCCGAACUACAUCACGGCUCGUAAUCAUGUAGGACCAGUGGGCGAUACGGUCUCGCUAUUGAUCGACCAGCUGAUCUCGACGGCAGGAGCGAACCCGGAUAACAUCUACAUCAUCGGUUACAGUCUGGGGGCGCAUGCCGCUGGUAAUGCCGGUAAGGCCCAGCACGGACGGAUCCACUCAAUCAUUGCACUGGACCCUGCCGGUCCGCUGUUCAGCUUUGGUCAGCCUGAUGCCGUUUCACCCGCCGACGGACGUUACGUUGAAACGAUAAUGACCAAUGCAGGUUUACUCGGAAUCAAUACACCGCUCGGACAGGCCAACUUCUAUCCGAACGGUGGACGUACGCAACCGGGUUGUGGAACUGAUCUUACGGGAGGCUGUGCACACGAUCGCGCGCCGAUGUUCUUCACCGAAUCGAUCACUUCUAGCACACCGUUCCGUGCGAUGCGCUGUGUCAAUCAUGAACAGAUUCUCUCAGGAAGCUGUACUUCUUCCGGUCCGGAUGCAAACAUGGGUGGCCAGCCAUCGAACUACGGUCGUGGAGUGCAGGGCGUUUUCUUCCUCGAAACCAACGAAGCGUCGCCGUUCGCGCGUGGAUAAACGAAGAUCUUUUUGCGCAAACGAGGCUAAGAAAUGAGAUUUGA
Messenger RNA from Anopheles nili, 1061 nucleotides. Its product is annotated as pancreatic triacylglycerol lipase-like. The transcript has 2 exons. NCBI's taxonomy places the organism in Eukaryota, Metazoa, Arthropoda, Insecta, Diptera, Culicidae. Bases 1 to 1017 code for a protein of 338 amino acids. Gene Ontology annotation, biological process: lipid metabolic process. The record is from RefSeq and is a predicted model, not a curated record. Gene Ontology annotation, molecular function: lipase activity.